Messenger RNA from Nomia melanderi (Alkali bee), 3242 nucleotides. RefSeq names its product unconventional myosin-XIX. Gene Ontology annotation, cellular component: cytoplasm; actin cytoskeleton; membrane. Gene Ontology annotation, biological process: actin filament organization. The record is from RefSeq and is a predicted model, not a curated record. NCBI's taxonomy places the organism in Eukaryota, Metazoa, Arthropoda, Insecta, Hymenoptera, Halictidae. Gene Ontology annotation, molecular function: actin filament binding; microfilament motor activity; ATP binding.
UGUCUUCCACGACCUUGCGGAUGUAAAUAUUUAUUCCUGAUAAUAGGUCGUUUACUUUAAACGAUAGUUGCGAAACGCGACGAGUCAUGGCCACGACGAUGAAGCCGGUCUCACCGAUCGGAUGGGAUUUACUGAACGACUUAAGUGCCAUACCUGAAGAGAGCAUUGUAGAUUUUCUUCUGGACCGCUUGCAGCAGGGUCAAAUCUACACAUGGGUUGGACCUCUCCUUUUAACGUUGAAUCCUAAGAAUGAAGUAUCAACGUCGAAUUUGUACAAUUUUUCAGAAUUUUAUAAGCGUACCAAUAUGUCUGGGAAUAUGUAUGAGUCGAAUCCUCACAUAUUUUCUGUGGCGAUCAAGGCCCAUUACAAUCUUACUCAGAAGUUUGGGCGAAACUGUCAGGUGAUCAUUAUCAGCGGAGAGACUGGAACAGGGAAGACAUUUAAUGCUGUAAAGUGUCUAGAACUCUUUAGCAGAAUGAACAAGCAUUUAGUAUCAGCCUGUGAAGGUGAUCACGUGCAGAAUAUUAUGUCAAAGAUUAUGGACGCUUGUCGUUUGGUAUCCGCUUUCACAACUGCAUCCACUGAAAGGAACGACGUAAGUUCGAGGCAUGGACAACUUAUACGACUUCAUUAUGAAACUGGUGCCAUUUCUGGAGCGACCAUUAAUUCGUUGCUUCUGGAGAGAAGCAGGGUAACCAGAAGUUCAAGUAACUUUCAGAUUUUUUAUCAGAUGAUGUUUGGGAUGUCGAGCGUUGAACUCCAAAGUUUUAAUCUGUCCAAGUACAAAAGCUACGUUAUACUGAACGCUAUAGAUUAUAAUAAGAAAAAGAUUUUUCAAGAAGGUUUCGAGGAUACUUGGAAGGCAAUGGAUGUUUUAGGUUUUAAAGAGGAUCAGAAGAAUCAUAUUUUUCAAGUUCUUGCUUUGCUAAUCCAUAUGGGGAAUAUUAAAUUCGUAAAGAACGGUGAUGCUUGCGUAAUUGAUCUCGAUGAUCAAGAGUCCAAAGAAGCUCUAGAGAGUACUUGCAAGUUGAGCUGUUUAACCGAGGGUAUGGUGGCAGAGUUGCUCACUACCAUUCUCAUAAAUCCAAAAAGCAGUUGGAGGAAGCACACCACGUAUCAUCGUUAUCUUGUCACUGUUGAUGCCUGUCGGGUGAGACUGUGUAGUAUAAUCAGACACUUGUACGAUCUGCUUUUUUAUUGGAUUUUAAACCAUACAAACAAUGCAUUGUCCGUGAAACACGAGUGCUCGGAAUGGCUUGGUAUACUAGACAUAUUUGGUUUUGAGUCUGUUAACAAGAAUGGUAUAGAACAACUUUGCGUAAAUUAUGCUAAUGAACGAAUGCAGCAAUACUUUAUGGAAACGUAUUUGGAAAGUAGCCGGAAGUACUUGCAGGAGGAAGGUUUCAUUGAAAGCAACGAGCCCUUGCACACUAUUAACGUGUACAAAGAACGGCUAACUAUUCUUGAGGAAACCCUGUUUCUGACCUUAAACGACGUUUCACAGUCUCCUAUAGUAAUGGACAUACCCACGAUUACUCAACUAGUUUAUACAAAAUUGUACAGUAAACAAAACAAAUUUUUAAGCAUAAAAGAGGGCAAUUUCAUUGUACGACAUUAUUCCUAUCCUGUUGCAUACUCUAUAGAAGAUUUGUUAUCCAAAAACACGGAUAAGGUUCCAGAUGAAAUGUCGAUAAUCUUUCAUACAAGUAAGAAUAAAUUUCUUCGUUCUCUGAUCGACAUUGAAAAGAAACCCCACCUGCAGAUUGCUAGGACACCCACUAAGAAGAAAACAAUGUUAACAAAAUUAAAGUGUAAUAUAGAUGUACUUCUGAAAGAACUGAGCAAGUGUGACUUACAUUAUGUAAGGUGUAUUAAACCCAGUCGGUUGAAUGAUCAUGAAUGGGAUAAAAAUGACCUUCGAAAGCAAUUAGCUGACAUUGGUGUUUUUGAUGCUUUAUCUAUUGCCAAGUAUAAAUAUCCAAUUCGGUUGUCCUAUAAAGAUUUCUAUCAACGUUACUCUAAACAUCCAAAAGGCACUGUUCACAUGGACAAAUGUAAAACGAUUCUGGAAGCAGUUGUACCUAAACAAGAAUUGCAUACAAUGGUUCACUAUGGAACGCAAUUUAUCUUUUUAACAGAAGCCCUCUUCUUUAAGUUGGAAGUUCAUAGAAAAAAUUACCGUAAGAACUAUGCAAAUAAAAUACAGGAAUUUUGGAUCAAGCAUAAACGCAAAAAAAUGUCUAUAGUCCCAGUGACUGCAGAACAAAAACAGGAUGAAAAAGCUAACCAGAACAAUCCGAACACAGAAUUGGAAAAGUCAAGUAGUUCUGAAGAUGAUAACGUAUUUAUUUCCAGUCCAGAAUCAGAUAACAUAACAAAGGUUGAACGGGAAAGGAAUAAUUUGCACGCAAAAGAGAAAGUGGUUCAAAAUUUAACGGAAAGUAGCUUGUUUAACAGUAAUGCGACAAAAGUAAAAAAAGAAAAGAUCAAAUUGAAUGUAAAAGAGAAAUUGGUUGAUGAUUAUUCAAAGAAGAAGAAUACUCUCUUGAAUCGGGGAGCCAUUGCUUCUAAAAAAGGACAUGAUUUUGGAAAUGUGCAAAAGAAAAAUAGUUUCACGUUUGUGCAUACUGUGAAAAGCAAGCUUAAAAAAUUUAUUAAAAAAAUCGUUCCUAGUCAGUUAUCAAAAUCUGAACAUCACACCGUAUAUAAAAGCCAUAUUGAGUUUCAAAUUGCUGACGGCAAUAAUAAUUUAAUGGAACAGUUCUUUGAAGAUAAGAUGUCCAGUAACUCUUUUACAAACACGAGGCUUAUAAAAAACAAUGACAAACAAGUACAUUGUCUACCCGUCGAUACGGGGAAGAACACAUGUACAAUUCAAAUGGGCAACUAUACGCUGUUCCAUGGAAAUGGUAUUUUGAGCCGACGAAGGCUCAGCGAGGUACCGGUCAAGAUAUACAUUCGACCUACGUGCUCGAGUAAUCUUUAUUCUGUCCAUUUCCUAUCGCAUACAAAGUUACCGCAAGGACUCCAAAACUGUCUUUGAAAGACGGCACACUUGAUUUUUACCAAGAGAAAUAUACAGAAUUCAUCGUUAUAAAAACAUGAUGUUACACUAAUUAAGAUCAUAAAUAACGAAACUGAAACAUUAUGUACAUGAGUUAAUAUACAAAUGUUUUCUCGCUUGAACGAGGAAAUAUUCAAGAUUGAUGUACGUCAUUCUUUGUAAUCAACGAAUUCAAAA